Coregonus sp. 'balchen' is the source of this 9900-nucleotide messenger RNA. NCBI's taxonomy places the organism in Eukaryota, Metazoa, Chordata, Actinopteri, Salmoniformes, Salmonidae. The record is from the annotation of a GenBank genome assembly.
AUGGUGGGUCCCACUCUCUACCCGCGGUCCGGGUCUGCUUGGCCUACUGCACUGCUCAAUGGUGAUGGGAAGGAGAUGAGUGAGAUAGAUGGAGAUGUGGUUGGAGAAAAUGGUGAGGCUCAUCAGGACACUGUUCACAAGUCUGCCAUACGGACAGAGGAGCGAGACGUGGAGAUCGCACCAGGGGAGAAGGUAUCUGUGAAAGUGGGCUGCCGAGCCAAGUAAGUCAUGCUUAGCUAGCUGCUACAACAUAAGUCUGAUAUAGUCAUCUUUUUCUGGUGGUAUCACUAUUAUCUGACUGAAUCCAUUUCUUCUGAAGAUUCAGGUUUUUAAAACAAUGAUUUAUGUAUCCCUCCAUCCUACCCUAGGAACUUGGGGCGUUGUGCAGAGCUGCUGCUCCUGCACUUCCCCUCUUUCACCAUCGGGAGGCGUCUGGAGGUCACAGUAGGCAGUAAAGAGGAGAGUAUUCUCCAGCCCUAUGCUCCCUACUGCCCGGCAGCCCCACUGCCCCUUCCUCAGGCUACCCAGGUGGUCACUGUGAUGGCUGCACAUCCACCUAAACGGUAAACUACACCCUGAUAGUGUCUCGGUUCUGUAUUGUGAAGUAUGUUCGGCCUACCUGCUAACCACAUUUCCCUAUAGAAUAAUGAAGAUCACCUUGACUUGUUGGUGACGCUGUCCACCAACGUUCUCUCUAUAAUCAGAAACGUUUUUCGCCUAACCUAGUUACUCUACCCAUGUCAGACAUGUUGAAUGAUGACAGUUUGUUCCACAUUGUUGAAUUACACCUCUCCUGUGUAGCUAGAUAGUCACUAGCCUAUGACUUUCUAUUCUUGUUUUUUAUUUCACAGGCUAACUAAGCGCCACCUGCCUAACUUCCUGAGUAACUACCCAGUGCCCCAGGCUCUACGGGACUGUAUGGAGGCCGACAGUGAUGUUUUGGUGGCCCAGCCAUGUCUAGGAGAGGUAAGGGAACCACAAGUUAACUCAGAAUCAAGUCUUCUAUCAUCAAUGGAAUGCUUUGUUUCCUCCAGCCUAUAGGAAUUGGGCUCCAAUUGAUUUAGAUGGGAAAGUCUUAUAAAGAGGCUCUGGAUUUUGAUAUGGGGGCCUUUGCGCUUCCACUGUAAAAUAAUGGAUUAGCUUCUCUCUCUCCCUCGCUGUCUGCCAGACUCUGUCGGCGGCCAACAUGCAUCUCCGUUUCUCGUCCCUGCUGUGGCUGGAGGAGCUACAGGCUGAGAGGGAGCUCAGGGAGUUCAGCAUCUGUGGAGCCCUCCUCAGGAGAGGUGCUAUCUAUCUGCACCUAGAGGUGCUGGGCCUGGCUGAGGGCAGGCCCAGUCUCUUCAUAGGUAGGUGUUGACUCUUAAUUAUGGCUUGGCUGCUACACAUAUGACAUACCCUAUUGUAACAUGAGACAUGUAAUAAUAAUAAUAAGAUGUUUGAUUGUCACACACACAAGAUAGGUGCAGUGAAAUGUGGUGUUUUACAGAGUCAACCAUACUUGAAUUGAGAUGUUAGAUAUAGUGUUUUGUCUUCUCUACAGGUGACAGAGUGGCACUGAAGAAGCCAAUCAGUGGAGGCGUGGUGAUGGAGUACAUCGGUUAUGUCACAGAGGUACUCAGAGGUUUCGAUCUUCUUAGAGUUUUGCUUGUAGCUCUGAUGUUUCUCCUUGUGCUUUGUUCACAUUGACCUGAACACUGUUUGUGGACCAUAUCCACAGAUCAGUGACGAGGACGUGAGUCUGAGGGUGAACACUGAGUUUCAGCAUGGCUACCUGGGAGAGCCUCUAGAUGUUGAGUUCACCUUCAACAGGUACCUGUCUUGUCCUGGUUCUGGGAAGGAUCCUUUCUGUGUCACUACCAAAGUGUUGAUCUCUGUUCCUUCAGCUCAGAUAAAGUGUGACAGUUUGACAGUAUAUGGAUUAUGCAUGAUGAUGUUUGUGUUGACAGUAUAUGGAUUAUGCAUGAGGAUGUUUGUGUUGACAGGUUGACAGUAUAUGGAUUAUGCAUGAGGCUGUUUUUGUUGACAGUAUAUGGAUUAUGCAUGAGGAUGUUUGUGUUGGCAGGUUGACAGUAUAUGGAUUAUGCAUGAGGAUGUUUGUGUUGACAGGUUGACCAUGAGGAGAUGCCAUUUAGCACUGGACCAGAGCAAGCACUUUCAAGAGAAUGGUGAUCUUGGCUUUUUUUAUCUCAAUCCCACUUCCAAUAUAUUUUGUAUUUAGUCAACUAUUUCUUCUUCUCUUCUCUCUCCCUAUCCCCAACCCCUGAUACGUUUAUUUCCUGUCUGGUCUGGUCCACCCCUGAUUGUGCGUCCUCUCCUCUCUUCCCAGUGUUCUUCCCCAAAGCCGUGAUGCUUCAGGCCCCUCUAUGGACGGGAGAGUGGGGUCCAGAGGUGGUGAAAGAGGGGACCCCCACAACCGAUGGGGUGAAGCUGUCAAGCGUCUCCGUUGACAUGGUCUCAAAGUCCACACAAACCAAACCAGGUGAUAUAAGCAUUGGGACUCCUUCAUUCCGACAGCACAGAGAUUCUCUAUAUACUACAGCUGCUGAAGUGUCAUAAACCUAAAUGGCAUUAGAACUCAUGUCCUAACUACGACAGUUCAGUACAUUUGUGAGACAGAAUGAAUGAUGAAGGAUGGAGGGGAAUGAGUAUUAAGCCUCUUUCAUUCUCUCAGAUUCCAGGCUGCCAUCUAAACCCAUCCCUAACCCAGGCCAGUUAUUCAAUCAGCAGCUGAACCCGUGUCAGAGGGAGGCAGUGAAGCGUAUCCUGGCAGGGGAGUGUCGGCCCACUCCGUACAUCCUGUUUGGACCGCCAGGGACAGGAAAGACGAUCACCCUCAUAGAGUCCAUAUUACAGGUAGACACCCCUCAACCUGGGAGGUAGCCUAGCGGUUAAGAGCGUUGGGCCAGUAACCAAAAGGUCGCUGGUAUGAAUCCCCGAGCCGACUAAGUGAAAAAUCUGUCGAUGUGCCCUUGAGGAAGGCACUUAACCCUAAUUGCUCCUAUAAGUCACUCUGGAUAAGAGCGGCUGAAUGUCAAUGUAAACCCAAUGGAUAUCAAAUUGUAUUUGUCACAUGCUUUAUAAACAACAGGUGUAGACUAACAUUGAAAUGCUUACUUACGGCCCCUUCCCAACAAUGCAGAGAAAAAUUAACAACCAGUUUUGAUGAGCAGGGUUUGCACUUUUAGUAUGUUCCAUUAAUUCCAUUGCAUCUGGCAAGCUCGAUCAAGGUUCUUGCAUUUGGUUAUUUACAACAGUCUCCCUAAUUUUAGUUCCCUGAAUAAAUAAUAGUGGCCUCCUCCCAUAGGUGUAUCACCGCUUGCCCAGUAGUCGUGUGCUGGUGUGCACUCCCUCCAACAGUGCUGCAGACCUCGUCUGUAUCCGGCUCCAUGAAAGUGGGUACCUGAACGCUUCCAGCCUGGCCCGCGUCAAUGCCUCCUGUCGACAGGAAGAGGUACUGCACCCAUUGCCGCCUCAGGAAUUUCAUCAGUCCUAUUUUUUUCUACCAGUUAGUGCCUCUGUCUGUAUCGCAUUGCCCUCUGUAUCUCCAUAGGCCAUCCCAGAGGUUCUAAGGCAGUACUCUCAGGCUGGGGAGGACAUCCGACACGCCUCCUUUCACAGGAUUGUGGUCAGCACCUGUUCCAGCGCUGGCAUGUUCUACCAGAUUGGACUGCGGUGAGGGAGGGAGGGUAAUAGGGCUCAAUGUGAACCUCCCUCACCAGAGCUCUAAGAUCAUUGUCUCUUUGCUUUGUUUCUGCAGGGUGGGUCAUUUCACCCAUGUGUUUCUGGAUGAGGCUGGCCAAGCCACGGAGCCAGAGGCACUGGUACCCCUGGGGCUUCUGUCAGAGCGAGACGGACAGGUUAGAUUGAACACCGAGUGCAUCUACAACCACAAUACAACCCUGCUAAAUGACUUAAACGUUAAAUGUUACUUCAGAAAAAAAAACAUUGCACAUACAGUGAGGGGAAAAAAGUAUUUGAUCCCCUACUGAUUUUGUACGUUUGCCCACUGACAAAGAAAUGAUCAGUCUAUAAUUUUAAUGGUAGGUUUAUUUGAACAGUGAGAGACAGAAUAACAACAAAAAAAUCCAGAAAAACGCAUGUCAAAAAUGUUAUAAAUUGAUUUACAUUUUAAUGAGGGAAAUAAGUGUUUGACCCCCUCUCAAUCAGAAGGAUUUCUGGCUCCCAGGUGUCUUUUAUACAGGUAACGAGCUGAGAUUAGGAGCACACUCUUAAAGGGAGUGCUCCUAAUCUCAGUUUGUUACCUGUAUAAAAGACACCUGUCCACAGAAGCAAUCAAUCAAUCAAUCAGAUUCCAAACUCUCCACCAUGGCCAAGACCAAAGAGCUCUCCAAGGAUGUCAGGGACAAGAUUGUAGACCUACACAAGGCUGGAAUGGGCUACAAGACCAUCGCCAAGAAGCUUGGUGAGAAGGUGACAACAGUUGGUGCGAUUAUUCGCAAAUGGAAGAAACACAAAAGAACUGUCAAUCUCCCUCGGCCUGGGGCUCCAUGCAAGAUCUCACCUCGUGGAGUUGCAAUGAUCAUGAGAACGGUGAGGAAUCAGCCCAGAACUACACGGGAGGAUCUUGUCAAUGAUCUCAAGGCAGCUGGGACCAUAGUCACCAAGAAAAUAAUUGGUAACACACUACGCUGUGAAGGACUGAAAUCCUGCAGCGCCUGCAAGGUCCCCCUGCUCAAGAAAGCACAUAUACAGGGCCGUCUGAAGUUUGCCAAUGAACAUCUGAAUGAUUCAGUGGAGAACUGGGUGAGUGUUGUGGUCAGAUGAGACCAAAAUCGAGCUCUUUGGUAUCAACUCAACUCGCCGUGUUUGGAGGAGGAGGAAUGCUGCCUAUGACCACAAGAACACCAUCCCCACCGUCAAACAUGGAGGUGGAAACAUUAUACUUUGGGGGUGUUUUUCUGCUAAGGGGACAGGACAACUUCACCGCAUCAAAGGGACGAUGGACGGGGCCAUGUACCGUCAAAUCUUGGGUGAGAACCUCCUUCCCUCAGCCAGGGCAUUGAAAAUGGGUCAUGGAUGAGUAUUCCAGCAUGACAAUGACCCAAAACACACGGCCAAGGCAACAAAGGAGUGGCUCAAGAAGAAGCACAUUAAGGUCCUGGAGUGGCCUAGCCAGUCUCCAGACCUUAAUCCCAUAGAAAAUCUGUGGAGGGAGCUGAAGGUUCGAGUUGCCAAACGUCAGGCUCGAAACCUUAAUGACUUGGAGAAAAUCUGCAAAGAAGAGUGGGACAAAAUCCCUCCUGAGAUGUGUGCAAACCUGGUGGCCAACUACAAGAAACGUCUGACCUCUGUGAUUGCCAACAAGGGUUUUGCCACCAAGUACUAAUUCAUGUUUUGCAGAGGGGUCAAAUACUUAUUUCCCUCAUUAAAAUGCAAAUCAAUUUAUAAAAUUUUUGACAUGCGUUUUUCAGGAUUUUUUUGUUGUUAUUCUGUCUCUCACUGUUCAAAUAAACCUACCAUUAAAAUUAUAGACUGAUCAGUUCUUUGUCAGUGGGCAAAUGUACAAAAUCAGCAGGGGAUCAAAUACUUUUUUCCCUCACUGUAACUGACAGAAGACACUGCAUUUUGUAGCCUCCUGAUCAAGAAGUGAGUAAUAUUUUAUGUUGCUCCCGCCACUUUUUAGAUAGUUUUGGCCGGAGACCCCCGGCAGCUGGGACCAAUUGUGAAGUCCAAGCUUGCGCAGGCGUUCGGCCUGGGGGUGUCCCUGCUGGAGAGACUGAUGGCUAACCCUCUGUACUCCAGAGUGAAUGGAGGAUACAACCCAGUGCUGGUGAGUGUACAUACACACACUCCCUGUCAGUGCCAUGAUCACUAAAAUCCUGCAUAGUGAAUCCACCAACUAUGAAUACAAAUUCUGCAUAUUUUUCGACAUAAUGUUUUGUCUUGCAUUGUAAUAUUAUAGAAUAAUAUAUGCCAUUUAGCAGACUGUUUUAUAACUUAGUCGUAUGUGCAAACAUUUUAUGCAUGGAUAGCCCCAGCAGAAAUCAAGCCCACGACCCUUGGUGUUGCAAGCACCAAGCUCUACCUACUGAGCCACACAGGACUGCAUGGUAAAUGGAUGCUAUCACAGUUGAUGCAUUUUCCUGGUGUCCUUUCUUCUUCCUCUUCCAGGUGACCAAGCUGGUGUAUAACUACCGUUCCCACGAGGCCAUCCUGGCCCUGACCUCUAGACUGUUCUACAAUGGGGAACUUUGUGUCAGGGCCCAGAGGUCCGUAGUGGACUCCCUCUGUCACUGGAGCCGUCUGCCAACCAAGGGAUUCCCCCUAAUCUUCCACGGAGUCAGGGUAAGGAUUCCAUCUCUUGCUCUCUAUCUCUCCAAUCAAUCAGUCAAAUGAAUUUAUAAAGAGGAAGCCGACAAAGCAGGUCCGGGACAAGGUAGCAUGACCGGUGAACAGGUCAGGGUCCCAUAGUCGCAGGCAGAACAGCAGAAACUGUCCAAAAUGAACUUUCUCAGUAGUCUCAUCUUUACAUACUCGUGUCCUCUCCUCCUGUCCUCUUCCAGCCUCUUUCUCAAACAAUCAGCGUUUCCUCUCCUUGCUUACCUCUGACAUUGAGAACAUUUUGAGAAAUAUGGGUUUUCCUCUUUGGUCGGCACAGAACUUAGACGUCAAACACCAAUAAUGCCAGUCAUCAUUCCCCCUCUCAGGGCACAGAGAUGAGGGAGGGCAACAACCCGUCGUGGUUCAACCCUGGAGAGGCGGUACAGGUGAUGCUGUACUGCUGCCAGCUGGCCAAGAAGCUCUACAAUCCUGUAGCUGCUAGUGAUAUUGGCAUCAUCGCCCCCUACAGGAAACAGGUUAGUAGUGCACAUGUUGGCCAUCAACGGUUGGUCCUAUCCUGUUUUGUAACUCUGCUAGUUUUGCUGUUAACCCCCCCGUAGAGUCUAAGCCUCUAGAUGGUGGUAUCUACUAAGCUAACAUUUUAAAAGGCCACAAAAACAUAAAAAGUGAAUAAUUCUGUCACAAGUAGUACAGUGCUCCCUUUUCCUUAACCCUGAACACCGGUCUGGACACCUGAACCAUGAACCUACUCUCCUCUCCAGUCGGAGAAGAUCCGUGUGCUGCUCCACAGGGUGGGCCUGUCUGACAUCAAGGUGGGCUCUGUGGAGGAGUUCCAGGGACAGGAGUUUCUGGUUAUCAUCUUGUCCACGGUAACGUUCCAAUCCUUCCUCUGUCCUACUCAUUAUUGAACUCUUUGACUCAUUUCUCCCUUUACAGGAUUUACUCUGUUCCAUUCACUUUUCAUUUCAGGGAAUCAAUUCUGAAAUGGAAAAAUUUUGAAAUAAUGUGUCACUUUUGUAUGAGUUGAAUAUCACUUUGCUGAAUUGAGGUUUUUAAUUCACCCCUAUCCUAAAACAUCUAAAUAAAUUACCUCUUGUUCCAGGUGAGGGCGAAUGAGUCGGUGCAGGGCAACGACCUGCAAAGCAUACUGGGAUUCCUGUCCAACCCUAAGCGCUUCAACGUGGCCAUCACGCGGCCCAAAGCCCUGCUCAUCAUCGUGGGCAACCCGCACGUCCUCGUCAAGGACCCAUGCUUCAACGCUUUCCUCCAGUACUGUUUUGAGAACGGGGCCUACCUGGGCUGUGACCCCCCAACCUGUCUCAGGGCUGCACACCGGUGUGUUUAUUGUAUUAUGUACCACACACACACCAUAUCAUUUGAGUAAAAGCAAGACGCUUUAAUUUGUCAGUAAUAACACACAUUCAUCUCUUACUUUCUACUCAGAGCGGCCAGUGAGAAAGAGGAGUGAGAGUUCACCGCCCCCAACCACUGCCCAGCUGUUCAACAGUCCAAUACUACCAGUACUAUUAUGUUCAAAUAGAAGUUUCUUCUUUCAUUCUUUACAUUACGAUGACGUAGCUCUCUACAUUUGUUCUUCUACACAGUCGGCUGCCUAUGUCUUAAUCGAUAAAUGGAGAAUUGGUUUGUAAAGAUGUCUUUCUUAAAAGAGCAUGCACUCAAUUUCUUAACUGCUGUAUGAGCAAAGUUUAGUUGCAGUUAUCAUGCAGUCCACUGGGUGGUAGUAAUAAAUAUGAUGACACAAACCUUUGGUGUUGAUUUUUCUUAUUGGGUUAUUGUACUUGUAUUGAUGAUCAGUGUUGUAGUGAUGAUGUAUUAUACCUGUAUGUGUGCAUAAGACGCAUACGGGUAUAAUAUAUAAGGACUGGUGCCAGUGACUACCUGUGAGUAACCUAUCAACAAUUAGAGAGGGACUGGGACAGCACCAUGGCAUCUGAGUCCCACAUCAAAGAGCUCCUCAUGUAGAAGGGGGGUUUGAGUGAGGCUCCUUGGCAGUGCAGCACACUCAAAUAAAACGGAUUGAGCCCCCCACCCCCCUUCUCUCCAUCUCCCCCUACACUCGCUGGGCUCCACCAGGGCUGACUGUCACUGGAGAUUCAGACUGUCAAUUUCCACAUCCAGUCUCCAUGUGGACCUGUUGGUAGACAGACAGACGCUGCCCGUCUGCCACACAGAGGUGUUUAGACACAGUUACCUGCAGCCCAGUGUAUCCCAUUCCUCACAUAGCUAUAAAAUGUCUGAGAUGCUUAAAAAUAGUAGUCACUCAAUAGAAAGGUUAUGGUUGUCUACAUCCAAUGGUUGGCAUAUCUGCUAGGGCCCUGGGUUUUGCGCAAUCAUGUGACAUGCUUGGAUUUUUAACCUUUUUAUUUAAAGCUUUUUCAUCAAACUGCCCCUUUUUCAAGUCUGGUAGUCCACCAUCCUCAGACAAUUGCUUUCAUUUUUGGUGUAAUUCUUAUUUCUGGAUAAGCCUUAAAAAACAGGAUAAAAUCUUGCUAUGUCACAUGAUUGCGGUUCCCACGGGGGGCCAGUAUAAAAAAAAUAUGUAUUCACUAACUGUAAGUCGCUCUGGAUAAGAGCGUCUGCUAAAUGACUUAAAUGUAAAUUGCGCAAAACACAGGGCCCUAGCCUAUGCUAAGUCAACUCUCUCCUUCACUGUCAGAUUAUGCUGUGUUGACUACUUGCAAGUAUCCUAGUUAAGAGCAUUGGGUCAGUAACCGAAAGGUUGCUGGUUCGACUCCCCGAGCCCACUAGGUAAAACAUCUGUCUGUGCCCUUGAGCAAGGCACUUAACCCUAAUUGCUCCUGUAAAUCGCUCUGGAUUAGAGCGUCUGCUAAAUGACUAAAAUGAAGAGCAAAGAUGUACAAAAAGACAUUUCAGUUCCUUACUCCCACAGUUUAGGAAUGUUGUAUGGUAGGGGCAACAUGACUGACUACUCUCAUGAUAGCCAAGCUAACAGACCUACAAUGAUCUACAGCUCCAAAUACUAUUAAUUAGUAUCUAAAUAUAAACAAUGGAGUCUUAAGCGAGAACUUGCUGACGUGGACGGGUUUAAUUGUAGAGAAGUGGUUGGUAGUGUACAGAGCUCUCUCUGCUAUUGCGGUACUGAUUCAAUGACCAGUUUGUCUGGACCCCUAUUGUACACUGAAACCAGGUGUUAACACACUACAAUUAUGGUAUAGGUAGAUGCACCUAGAGUACGAUGACCAUAAACACAAAGACUAGUACGCUAGCUAGUCCGACUGGUUUUACAGUGAACGUACUGUAUCAGUGUGGGUGUGCUGCUCCUGUGCAUCUCCACUAGACUUUGAUAGACGGGUGCCCAACAGAACAGUAGUCUCCAUUAUUAGCAGGCAGCUUAGGGCAGGCCACACAUUACCUACACAAACACAGCGUCUACAGAUGGGCAGGGUAGCUGUUAGGAAGAAAAACAGCUCCCUGCCGGGAUAAUGGCAGAGGGAGCUUGUUAAACGUGUGGCCCCAUUGUUCUGACAAAUUGGUCUGUGGCUCUAAUUGCCCCUCAGUAGCGCUCCUCGUCUGAACCCAGGGCCCCGGCUCAGAUCAGACUGGGGCAAGCAGUAA